AUGUCUGAGUUUUCAAUCCCUCCAUAAAAGACUUAUUCGAAAGAAUAUUAACAUGUUGAAGAAGACGAUAUAGCUCAAAUCUAGGAAAUAUUCAAAGCUUUUGACUCUUCCAAUAGAAGCAGAGUACCCAUUGAUUAAUUGCCAUAGAUACUAAGAUUACUAAAUAAAAACAUAAGCGAAAAAGAUGCUAGUGAGCUGUAAUAUGAAAUAGAUAAGAAACAUAGAGGAUAUUUCACUUUCAAUGAUUUGAUAUAACUACUUUCAGAUUUUUAGUUUAAGGAAGAUACUGAAAUGGAUUUACUUAACGCUUUGCAAGAGUUAGAUUAGGGAGCCGAUGGUUUUAUCCCGAAAGAAACUUUUACACAUUUCUUAACGACAAUGGGUGAAGUAUUCAACCAAGAUGAAUUGAAUGAGUUUAUGAAAUAUGCUCUUGAUGAAAAUAAUACUGAUGAUUUAAUAGAUAUUAGAAGACUUUCUAAGAUUAUGCUUCCUAAAAUUCAAGCUAGAAAGGAGCUCUUACAGGAAAAUCUUACAAAUAAUAUUGAUUCAGGCAAACUCAAAAAAUGA
Messenger RNA from Stylonychia lemnae, 567 nucleotides. The record is from the annotation of a GenBank genome assembly. NCBI's taxonomy places the organism in Eukaryota, Ciliophora, Spirotrichea, Sporadotrichida, Oxytrichidae.